AUGUUCAGGUGUCCCUCAGGUGUCACUUGGGGUCACUCAGGUGUCACCCAGGUGUCCCUCAGGUGUUGUUCAGGUGUCAUUCAGGUGUCCCUCAGGUGUCCCUCAGGUGUUGUUCAGGUGUCACUUGGUGUCACUCAGGUGUCACUCAGGUGUCACUCGGUGUCAGGUGUCACUCAGGUGUCACACGGUGUCACUCAGGUGUCGUUCAGGUGUCACCCAGGUGUCACUCAGGUGUUCAGGUGUCAUUCAGGUGUCACUUGGGGUCACUCAGGUGUCACUCAGGUGUUGUUUAGGUGUCACUUGGUGUCACUCAGGUGUUCAGGUGUUGUUCAGGUGUUGUUCAGGUGUCACUCGGUGUCCCUCAGGUGUCCCUCAGGUGUCACUCAGGUGUCGCUCAGGUGUUCAGGUGUCACCCAGGUGUCAUUCAGGUGUCGUUCAGGUGUCGUUCAGGUGUCCCUCAGGUGUUGUUCAGGUGUUGUUCAGGUGUCACUUGGUGUCACUCAGGUGUCACUCAGGUGUCACUCGGUGUCCCUCAGGUGUUGUUCAGGUGUCACUCGGUGUCAGGUGUCACUCAGGUGUUCAGGUGUCACUCAGGUGUCACUCAGGUGUCACUCAGAUGUCAAUUCAGGUGUCACCCAAGUGUUGUUCAGGUGUCCCUCAGGUGUCCCUCAGGUGCCACUCCGGUGUCACCUGGGUGUUGUUCAGGUGUCACUCAGGUGUCACCCGGGUGUCACUCAGGUGUCACUCAGGUGUUGUUUAGGUGUCACUUGGUGUCACUCAGGUGUUCAGGUGUUGUUCAGGUGUUGUUCAGGUGUCACUCAGGUGUCACUCAGGUGUCAUUUUGGUGUUGUUCAGGUGUUGUUCGGGUGUCACUCAGGUGUCACUCAGGUGUCACCCAGGUGUCACUCAGGUGUUCAGGUGUCCUUCAGGUGUCACUCGGUGUCCCUCAGAUGUCGUUCAGGUGUCGUUCAGGUGUCACUCGGUGUCACCCAGGUGUUCAGGUGUUCAGGUGUCACCCAGGUGUCAUUCAGGUGUCAUUCAGGUGUCACCCAGGUGUCGUUCAGGUGUCAUUCAGGUGUCCCUCAGGUGUCACUCAGGUGUUGUUCAGGUGUCACUUGGGGUCACUCUGGUGUCAUUCAGGUGUCCCUCAGGUGUUGUUCAGGUGUCCCUCAGGUGUUGUUCAGGUGUCCCUCAGGUGUUGUUCAGGUGUCGUUCAGGUGUCAUUCAGGUGUCAUUCAGGUGUCACUCACGUGUCACUCAGGUGUCGUUCAGGUGUCAUUCAGGUGUCAUUCAGGUGUUGUUCAGGUGUCACUCAGGCUUCAACCAGGUCCCCUCCUCCUCCACCUCCCGCGGCACCACCAGGAACAGCUCCGAGCUCCCCUCAUCCAACACCCGCUGCAGGAACUCCCUGCAGGUGAGACCCCCAGGUGAGACCCCCAG
This is a messenger RNA of Poecile atricapillus (Black-capped chickadee), 1440 nucleotides long. RefSeq lists its product as uncharacterized. Lineage: Eukaryota; Metazoa; Chordata; Aves; Passeriformes; Paridae. The record is from RefSeq and is a predicted model, not a curated record. The transcript has 6 exons. The coding region runs from base 1 to 1431 and encodes 476 amino acids.